Molecule: messenger RNA, 1173 nt
Organism: Enhydra lutris kenyoni (northern sea otter)
Lineage: Eukaryota; Metazoa; Chordata; Mammalia; Carnivora; Mustelidae
Product: neuromedin B receptor
Exons: 3
Coding region: 1-1173 (390 amino acids)
Biological process (GO): bombesin receptor signaling pathway
Cellular component (GO): membrane
Molecular function (GO): bombesin receptor activity
Source: RefSeq, a predicted model, not a curated record
AUGCCCCCCAAGUCUCUUUGCAACCUCUCCGGGACCGCGGAGGAGAAUCCGGGAGACUUGGUCCCCGGAGUGUCGGAGAGAGACUUCCUGCCACCCUCCGACGGGACCAGCGCCAAGUUCGCGAUCCGCUGCGUGAUCCCGUCCCUCUACCUGCUCAUCAUCACAGUGGGCUUGCUGGGCAACAUCAUGCUGGUGAAGAUCUUUAUCACCAACAGCGCCAUGAGGAGCGUCCCCAACAUCUUCAUCUCCAAUCUGGCCGCCGGGGACUUGCUGCUGCUGCUCACCUGCGUCCCAGUGGAUGCCUCGCGCUACUUCUUCGACGAGUGGAUGUUCGGGAAGGUGGGCUGCAAACUGAUCCCGGUGAUCCAGCUCACCUCGGUGGGGGUUUCCGUGUUCACUCUCACUGCCCUCAGCGCGGACAGGUACAGAGCCAUUGUCAACCCCAUGGACAUCCAGACAUCCGGGGCGGUGCUGUGGACCUGCAUGAAGGCGGUGGGGAUCUGGGUGAUCUCCCUGCUGCUGGCGGUUCCAGAAGCCGUGUUUUCAGAAGUGACGCACAUUGAUAGCUUGGAAAAUGGCAACUUCACUGCGUGUAUACCUUACCCUCAGACGGAUGAAUUACACCCAAAGAUUCAUUCAGUGCUCAUCUUCUUGGUCUAUUUCCUCAUUCCACUGGCUAUUAUUAGCGUUUAUUAUUAUCAUAUUGCAAAGACCUUAAUUAAAAGUGCACAUAAUCUUCCUGGAGAAUACAAUGAACAUACUAAAAAACAGAUGGAGACACGGAAGCGCCUGGCUAAAAUUGUGCUAGUGUUCGUGGGCUGCUUUGUCUUCUGUUGGUUUCCAAAUCACAUUCUCUACAUGUAUAGGUCUUUCAAUUAUAAUGAGAUUGACCCAUCUCUAGGCCACAUGAUUGUCACCUUAGUUGCCCGUGUUCUGAGCUUUUGCAAUUCUUGUGUCAAUCCAUUUGCUCUUUAUCUACUCAGUGAAAGCUUCAGGAGGCAUUUCAACAGCCAGCUCCGCUGUGGGAGGAAGUCCUAUCAAGAGGGAUCAACCAGCUACCUUCCCAGCUCUUCUGCAGUGCGUAUGACAUCUCUGAAAAGCAAGGCUAAAAACAUGAUAACCAAUUCAGUUUUACUAAAUGGGCACAGCAUGAAGCAAGAAAUGGCAUUGUGA